GGCCUUUCAGUUAUCUUGAUGAUGUCCCCUUUAAGAUAGGACACAAAUUCAAAACCCCAGCAAAAGUUGGACUGCCCAUUGGUUUCUGCCUGCCUGAUUUUUCUCAGCUUGUCAGAGAAGUCCAGUAUGACUUCUCACUGGAAAAGAAAAUGAUUGAGUGGGCUGAAGAUAUCAAAAAAAAUGAAGCUGCUCAGAGAGAAGCUGAAAAAAAGGCAGAAGAAAUGCUAGCAAACUCAAAAGCAGCUCCAGAGGUCAGCAACAAAAUGAGGUUCUCAGAGGGACCUUGCCCUGAGGCCAUGCCUCCUCCUAUUAACCCCAUCCUUGCCAGCCUGCAGCAUGAUAAUAUUCUUACUCCCACGCCAGCCAACAGCAGUGCUGUGAAGCAAAAGGUUCUCAGUCCACCUCAUCCAAAAGCAGACUUCAACCCAGCUGAUUUUGAAUGUGAAGAAGACCCAUUUGACAAACUGGAAUUAGAAACUAUCAAUGAUAAGGAGGAAUUAAAAAAUAUUCUUGAAAUUCAUGUUGGUACUACUGGGUCAGUUGUUGAUCAGUUGUUAGAAAAUACUUUGCCCAAAGGAGGGUCUGAGCCUGUGUUGCAAAAUGAGGAAGUUCUGGCAUCCAUAGAAAGGACCACAUUGGACUUCAAGCCCCUUCACAAACCAAAUGGCUUUAUCACUUUACCACAGUUGGGAAACUGUGAAAAGAUGUCCUUGUCUUCCAAAGUGUCCCUGUCCCCUAUCACUUCAGUGAGCAAUAUCAGAUCCCUCUCCUUUCCUAAACUUGACUCUGAUGAGAAUGAUCAAAAAUUAUCAAAGCUCAUGAGCACUUUCCACAGCACUACCUGUCUCCACAACGGCACUUCUCUCAGCUCUUUGCAGACCUGUACUCAGAGUAAAGCUAGUGAACUGAAUGGACACCAUAUGGUUGGUCUUUCUGCUCUAAAUGAGGACAGUGGCAUGGAGACAUCAACAUUAUCCUCUUCAUCCAGACUACCUUUCCUGGCUGUGUCAACAGUUUGUACAGAAGAAUCAUCUCAAAGCACAGCAACUAUGGUACACCCAGACUACAAAGAAACAAAAAUCCCUGUGGUAAUGCACCAAAAAUUCCCGUUUUCUGAAGUGCCCAAUAACAGCAGCUGUACAAAGUGGUUGGGUGGCUCUGCUUCUGAACUACAGCAGGUCCUCUCUGCUAGUGAGAGGCAGUGUAUAGACACAGUUGUCAACAUGGGAUACUCGCCUGAAAACGUCCUAAAAGCCAUGAAGAAAAAGGGGCAGAACAUAGAACAG
Merops nubicus (carmine bee-eater) is the source of this 1286-nucleotide messenger RNA. Its product is annotated as ubiquitin-associated protein 1-like. Gene Ontology annotation, biological process: ubiquitin-dependent protein catabolic process via the multivesicular body sorting pathway. Gene Ontology annotation, cellular component: ESCRT I complex. The record is from RefSeq and is a predicted model, not a curated record. The transcript is spliced from 4 exons. The annotation marks the transcript as partial. Gene Ontology annotation, molecular function: ubiquitin binding. NCBI's taxonomy places the organism in Eukaryota, Metazoa, Chordata, Aves, Coraciiformes, Meropidae.